AUGGGCAUCGAAUACCAAGGUCAAAGCAUUCCUACUUCUUUCGCGUCUUGCAGUAUCCCUCCUUACUUUGACGCGAAACUUCCUCAAAAGUUAGAGGCCAUUCGCAAUGCCGGGUUUGAUGGAAUAGAAAUAUCUAUGCCCGACAUACUAGCAUAUGGCUGCGAUAUAGAGGGGAAAGAACUAGAAGAAGAUGACUAUGAUACCCUUUCGGACGUAGCUGGGAAGAUACGAAUUCUAACCGAUCAACUUGGUCUUGUUAUUCUAAUGCUGCAACCCUUUUCAAGAUUUGAGGGGUGGAAUAAAGAUACACACGCACAAGAGAGAAGAGAAGCAUUUACACGCGCCACAGGAUGGAUAAGGAUUAUGGAGCGUUUAGGCACCGACAUGCUACAGGUCGGAUCAUCAGAUGCCCAAGAUAUAUCAUCUUCCUUGGACGACCACGCUUCAGAUUUGCAGGAGUUGGCGGACCUGCUGGCGGAGAAAGGCUUCCGACUUGCGUAUGAGAACUGGUGUUGGGCAACAUAUGCCUCAACAUGGAAAGACGUUUGGGAGAUAUCGCGCAAGGCUAAUCGCAGAAAUAUUGGCCUUUGCCUAGAUACUUUCCAAUCAGCUGGUGGAGAAUAUGGGGAUCCUUCUACAGAGUCGGGUUAUAUUGAAGAUUUCAGCCCAGCUAAGCUCGACAGCCGUUGGCAACAAAGUCUGGCCGAGUUGGAACAGACUGUUCCUGGAGAUAAAAUCUUCUUGCUUCAGAUUUCAGAUGCGUACAAGAUGAAACCUCCUCUACGCAACACCAAGGAGAGAGCAAGAUCGAUAUGGAGUCAUGAUUAUCGCCCACUGCCCUUUAACGGAGGGUAUCUGCCGAUUCAGGACUUUCUGAAUUCUGUGCUUCGGACAGACUUCAAGGGCUGGCUUUCUGUUGAAGUAUUUGACUCGAAGCCCAAAGAGAAAUUGUCUAUGGAAGAGUAUGUGGAAGCCGCCAUGCAUUCAUUGACUCGCCUACUAGUUGCCACUAUGCAGUGA
Messenger RNA from Trichoderma asperellum CBS 433.97, 1020 nucleotides. RefSeq lists its product as uncharacterized. NCBI's taxonomy places the organism in Eukaryota, Fungi, Ascomycota, Sordariomycetes, Hypocreales, Hypocreaceae. The record is from RefSeq and is a predicted model, not a curated record.